Molecule: messenger RNA, 922 nt
Organism: Episyrphus balteatus (marmalade hoverfly)
Lineage: Eukaryota; Metazoa; Arthropoda; Insecta; Diptera; Syrphidae
Product: allatotropins-like
Exons: 3
Coding region: 336-725 (129 amino acids)
Source: RefSeq, a predicted model, not a curated record
AAAAAAGUAAAAUUUUCUAAAUCAAAGGACAUCGAAACGAGAGUUUUCUAUUUUUUUAUUUUUGAGAGCAAUAUCGUUAUCUAAAAGAAGUGUAAUUUGAAACAGUUAUUGUGAACUUUGUUUUAAGAAAAAUAUUUUAAAGAAAAAAAGGUCCUGUCUCUUGUGUACCAGAGUCUCCUUAAUUACAUGAUAUCCUUUCUAUAUAAAAUAUAAACUACGCGAAGGACAUUAUAGUUCUUUAUAGAGUGCAUUCUCUUGAGUAUUAUUUUGUAAUAAAAUAUCCUUUUGAACAUCUUUUUUUUGUGUGAUUUGAAAAAGUAAUAACCAGCUACAAUAUGUCAACAUUCAGCAGAACACUUCUUAUCACGAUGUCAAUUUUAUUGGUUCUCAGUUUUGUUGAUGCUGGCCCGUUUACACUGACAUUUCCAAUGUCAGUGAGAAAUGGACGACAAAUUCGUGCCCCUUUUAAAAAUCACGAAAUAAUGGUUGCUCGUGGAUAUGGUAAGAGGGAUGGAUCGAUGAGUCGAGACAAGAUGUCCAGCAAUAGUUUGGAAGACCUCGAUGAUGAAAGUAUUCCAAUUGAUUGGAUGGCACAUGAAUUGACAGCGAAUCCAGCUCUUAUUCGAUUACUGCUUCAUAGAUUUGUUGAUAUUAAUCAUGAUGGUGCGAUAAGUGCACGAGAAUUACUUGGAAAUUCACAAGAUGGAGCAACUGAUAUUUAUUAAUUUAUUUUUUAAAUAAUCUCAUAAAUAUUUCUUAAAAUAAAAAAACAAACAAACAGCUUAAAAUCUAUAAAACUACACAACUGUGUAAAUGUAAAAAAAGGCCUCCGAAAUGAUUUAAAAAUACUCUUUAUCUAAAAAACCAUUAAAAAUAUUCUAUUUAUGGCUGGAAGAAUAUUCUUAAUGGCAAAAAUAUUUAU